CCCAGGACAUCGCCCACAUUCUCUCCUUCAUCUACCGAUCGCUCCUCUCGCUGUACACAGUACCUACACUCGUUCUCUAAUCCAACUACAUACCCGUACAACACUUAAUAACUACCUAAUCAACCACCCCAACAAAAUCAACAUGCGUUUCUUCCAGAUGGUCGCUUCCAGCGCUGCUUUCAUCGCAGCUGCUCUCGCCCUCGAGAUCAACCAGUACCCCACUGGAGGUGUCCGUGCCGGUCAGACCUACACCAUCACCUACUCCCCUGCCGACAACACCCCGACCACCUUCAUCCUCCGCAAGGGUCUGUCCACCAACCUCGGUACUAUCGGUACCCUGACUACCACUGCUACUGGAGGUUCUUACUCCUGGACUGUUGCCAGCGACCUCGCCGACGGUGCCGACUACGCUCUUGAGAUCCAGCAGCAGGGCGAGACUCCCAACUACUCCGGCCAGUUCGGUCUGACCGGUGGCUCUGCUGCCGCCAGCUCAUCUGCUGCUUCCUCGGCUUCCGCCUCUUCGGCUUCCGCUUCAUCUGUCGCCUCGGUCAUCUCUUCGCGCGCUUCGUCUGCCUCCGCUGCGUCUGCUUCGCUCUCCAGCCUGAUCUCCAGCGCUGUCUCCAGCGUCCAGGCCACUGCCACCGGUACCGGUGCCGUCACUGCCAGCUCCAACGGCACCAUCUCCUCCGCCACUCUCUCCCGCUCUGCUACCCGCACCUCGAGCUCUUCCACCGGCUCUGCCAGCAUCCCCGAGAGCACUGGCGCUGCCAGCUCCCUCUCGUCCGCUCCUCUCGCGCUCCUUCUCGGUGCCGUCGGUGCUUUCGCUUUCCUCAACUAAGCGAUCACGUCUAAACAUUUUCAUGUAUUUAUGCAUCGGAUAUUUAGAGUCCUUGUUUUUGUUGAUAUCCUUCUAAUGAGUUACGAGCGCCGCGGCGUUCGUUUGGGAGUGGGAGUGCUGUGCAUUGCUUAGUCUAGUGCAGAGGGCCUUGUACAGUGGGCGGCAGACCAAUGACACAAUGAAACCAUUAUACCAUUCAAUCACGAUCUUGUCUACCUAUCAAUUGAUGCUUUUU
Molecule: messenger RNA, 1073 nt
Organism: Boeremia exigua
Lineage: Eukaryota; Fungi; Ascomycota; Dothideomycetes; Pleosporales; Didymellaceae
Product: Ser-Thr-rich glycosyl-phosphatidyl-inositol-anchored membrane family-domain-containing protein
Exons: 2
Coding region: 143-838 (231 amino acids)
Source: RefSeq, a predicted model, not a curated record